This is a messenger RNA of Drosophila novamexicana, 847 nucleotides long. RefSeq lists its product as uncharacterized. The transcript has a single exon. NCBI's taxonomy places the organism in Eukaryota, Metazoa, Arthropoda, Insecta, Diptera, Drosophilidae. Bases 99 to 698 code for a protein of 199 amino acids. The record is from RefSeq and is a predicted model, not a curated record.
ACUUUUGAAAUGUAUUCGAAAACCUAGCUAAAUUCCAAAUUAUAAGAAGGCAUCGCAAAACGUGAAAAGUAUACAAUUUAACGAUAGAUUCCACGGAGAUGGUUUCCCCGCCCUCAAUUGUGGCCGCAACGCUGCUGCAAAUGUGUGGCAUCACGCUGUUCAUACGCCAGCCGCAGGAUCAGUGCUCGCCGGCGCCGAUGCUGGCCAAAUGGCUGUUCGUGCUGACUCUGCUGCUGUUGCUGUGGAGGUGCGAGAUGCUGCCAAAGCGUUACACUAGCCUCUAUCCGCGCAUCCACAUCUGUGUCGAGCUGCUGGGCACCGUCUUCAUCUCGGAGCUGGCCAUACUGAUUGGCUGGUGCAGCUACGAGCGACUCGUCCACCAGCUAAGCCAUCUGCUUUGCCCGAACUGCCGCUGGUGCGGCUACUUUACGCUCGGGAUGCUAACGCUGCUGCCGUCGGCGCUGCUGCUGUUCACUCUGGCGCCGGCACAGUGGCGCGAAUUUCUGGUGCAGCUGCUGUGGCAGCUGCCCCGGCCGGAGGCAGAUGAGUGCCUGCUGGCAUGUGCUCGCGAGCUGUCCAACUAUGUAAGGGGAUUGAUGUACUUUUGUCAGCUGAGGCGCGAGGAUCGGUUGCGUGCCAUACGCCUGUUUCAGCUGCAGGCGGAGCGUACGGCACCGCACGAGGAGCGGCAGCACUAAAAAAGUGAAAUCAAAAUCGGAAUUGGAAUCGAAAUCGAAAUCGGAAUCGGUAUCGGUAUUGGUAUUGGUAUUGGUAUCGGAAUCGUAAAUUGUUUAUUAUGCACACAAAUUUAUGCGAACAUCUGUUGUUGUUAUCCUGGCCUCUCACA